AUUUUACCUGCAACAUUUUAAAAUUACUCCAACUACAAAGAGGCCAAUUCCGAGUAUGUACAUGAAAACACUCUUCAGAAAGGACACUGUAGUUAACCACCCCCAAUAAAAUAAAUUCAUGCAAUAUAACAAUUGCUUAGUACUUAUAAACUAGAUAGUUUAACAAAUGGCUUAACAGUAUAUUCAGUGUACCCUUCCAACAGUACUGAAGAUGCUAUUAACACACUGGGGAUGGGAGAAUAAACAGGCCUGAUUAAAGCACCUGUUGCAAUGUGAUAUUUCCCAGUUUCAGCUACCAAGGCUAUUUUCAAAUGAUUACGAGGUACAUGUACAUGGGUACAUGUAAAGAGAAUUGUAACUGGUGUUUUUGUAUAGUCACAAAUCCAUUAUUGUAGUUGCAAAUGCCCUGAUCCACUAUGUUUAACAUGCUGGACAAGAAACAAUAAAUGUACUCCCUUUAGUCUACCCAGAUACAUUAAUGAUCUAUUCUUAAAUAGAUUACUAUGACACAAGCAAUAACACAGGGAAACAUAAGUAUUUCAGAACUUAUUUCCACACUUGCAUUACUGUAAUGCAUUACACCUGCUCUCACACACACCUAAGUACAUGGCAUUACAGUCACCAAUAUUGUGGUCAAUACGGAUCACAACUGGUCUUUUACAACUGCUUUCAUGCUACCUUCACAUAUUGUAUUCAUAUGAACUGCCAAUCGAUAUAUUCACACCUUUUACGCCAGAUCACAUAUCCAUAACAAUAUUAAUUUCUCAGCAGUAAAAAACAAUACUCCUUCACUGCUUUAAACGCUUAGUGCCAUAACUAGAGACAAAACUACUUUUUGUUCUCUCCUCCUCAGACUUCCACUUCAUAAAGUCUAAAACAAAAGCAUCGAUGAAAGAAUUGCAUUCAGAUUCAACUACUGCCAAGCACACAGCAGGAGUAAAAAACCUGCACUGUUAGAUACCCUCACGAGUUACUGGUGUGAUUUUAAUCGUUUAAAUUUGCAGCAAUUUAACCUAUACUUAAUGUAGCAGACAGUAAGCUUACAGUUAAUGUGAAAUGCGUCUUUUUCAGGGUUUCAAAUAAGCACAUGUUCUAUUGACCAACAAAAACAAGAUCUAAUGGCCACUGGUCAGGCAAGUACGUAAUAAUAAUAAUGGACGAUAUUAAUUUAAGUAGGCAGUGUACACUUAACUUACCGUCCUUCGUUUGAAAUUCACUAAUUUCUUUUACCAUCUCAACCAUGUGCUCCUGCUCAACAUGUAGGCGCAACUUAGCCAAAAAAUUGCAUUUAAAGCUGCAGUCACUUUUUGAGCACUUUAUCGUACCUUCUUCACCUGGCUGAAUUUUAUGCACAUUUCUCAAAUGAGCAUUCAAAUGCUUCCUUGCUGAAUAUUCUCUAUCACAUACAUAACACGCUACAGAACCAGCCAUUCCAACGAAAUAACUCGCUCUCACAAGGUGCACUGUUGCAAGGAUAUUCGCUCACAUCAACUGUGAAUACGAGAAUAGGUUCGUACGAGCAGUUGCCAGCGGACUCGUGCGCAUGCGCAGAGCUGAAUUCGUGUACGAGCAGCGCUUUCUCCCGCUUUGUGGCUACUCGAAGUAGGGCUGUUUGGUGCACGAGCAGUGGCAGCAAGCUGCCAGACGCUACCCGGAAAAAUGUUUCUGGCGCAGCCAAGCUGCCAGAAUCGCGCAUGCGCAGAGCUGUGAGAGUUGGAGUGGGGGGCAGACUCCACGUGUGUGCGUGCGUGUUCACUGUCCAUUCCCUUGCAAGCUAUUGUGGCGAUAGGUCUGCUCUCUUGCUGUUACGCUUCAUCAUCGUGAAUUGUAAGGUAAGCAUUUUAUUUAUUUAUUCUCAUAUGAAGUCACCUUUACUAGGAGUGUGAAGGACUUGGUUGAAACGUGAAAUAUAUUGAUACUGUUUAUUCCAGAUGUCCAGCGAAUCUGAGACAGAUUUUCUGUGGAGCGACGAGGAGCUGGAAAUGUUGCAACCUCAAAAAAGACAGAGGAUUGAAAAUUAUGUGGAGGAUGUGGUGCCACAAUAUAAUGACAGGGAAUUUGUAGAGCAUUUUCGGGUGCUGUGUCACGUGGCAGAUGACCUUUGCGAAAUGUUUAGGAAUUCCAGAUUCUACAAUUAUCAGGCAGGGGGAAAUGGGAAACUGCUCCCACUGCAGCAUAUAUUGAUCUUUUUGUGGUUCGCGGGCCACGAAGCUGCAGGUUUCAGGGAUGUAGCAGAUAGAUUUAACAUUUGUAUUUCUUCUCUGCGAUGCGUUAUUCAGAGAGUUACAAACUUUAUUAGUGAUUUGGGAAGAGAGGUUAUAAAGUGGCCGUCCGCCGAAGAAAGAGCAGAGAUUGAGGCUCAUUUCCGGGGAAAUGGAUUGCCUGGUGCGAUUGGGGCAAUCGACGGUUCCCACAUUAGGAUUGAUAGACCUCAGAAAGAUCCCAAGUCCUAUAUGAAUAGGAAGAAUUAUUUUUCUAUUCAGCUUCAAGUAGUUUGUGAUCAAAAUCGAUGGAUUAGGGACUUAUUCGUCGGCUAUCCGGGCUCGUUACACGACGGGAGGGUUUUCAGGACGUCCACACUCUACCACACACUCGAAGAAAAGUGUGGAGAUUUUCAUAUUCUGGGUGACAGUGCCUAUCCCUGCACCAGAAAUUUAUUGACACCCUUUAGAAAUACAGGGAAUUUGUCCAGAGUGCAAUGUGAAUUCAAUAGGGCACUCUCAAAAAACAGGUGCGUUGUGGAACAUUGCUUUGGCCUGUUGAAGCAGCGUUUCAGACAGUUGUAUCAUCUGAAAUUGAGGAGUGCUAGAGAGAUGGCGCACUUCAUCCGAGCGUGCUGUGUGCUACACAAUCUCGCCGUGGAAGAUAACUUGGAGUUAGAAGAUAACGAAGGUGAAGAAGAUGAUGCACCGGCUGAAGAACGAGUAGUCUGCUUCUACAACAGGGAUGACAGAAGUGGCAUUGCAAAGAGAAAUAUGAUUGCAGCACAGUUGCAAAUGUAAAAGCAGCACCAGAUGCCCAUCACCAACAUAUUACAACAAAUAUCAUACCAAUGAUGUGGAUGUUAGGAUGUAUUGUCACGGACUACAAGCAGGAGAUCAAGGUGAAGGAAGUCAACUGCAGGCCAUGGAGGAAGAAUAAAGGGCUGUCCAAGAAUAAUCAACAGCUGAGGCAUAUAAAGGGAAGUUUUUUUAUUUUUAAUAUAGACCAUAUUAGUUUUUGAGCUUUAAUUGCAUUUGUCUCUUGCCAAGUGAGAUUGGUCGGUUAUUUGACAGCAUUUCUGUUUCUUGUGGAGAGGUAUAACUUCAGCAUAUUUAAGCCAGCCUGGGAAUGUUCCUGUAAUAAGUGAUUGAUUACACAAAUAACUUUAGAUAUGACUAAGCUCACAUGAACACUCGUUUAUUAACUCUGUUGAUGUGUUAUUGUAACCACUAGAAUGGUUUAAUUUCAAGGACAUUGAUACUAUUUCUUUGGGUGAAGUGUAAAUUUCAUUUCACUGAGAUUGCUUGUGUACACUGGUCUCAGAUAUUCCAUUGUUUAUCAGGGUUUCAUUUACUUUUUGAGCUACUUGUUCCUCCUCAUUUCUCGUCCUACCUGUCUCUGAUUUAACUGUAUCCCAUAUUGUUUUUAUUUUAUUGCUGGAUGUACUUAUCUUCUUCUCAUAAUGCUGGUGUUUAGAUUUCUGGAUAACCUUCUUCGAUGUUUUGCAGUAAAUUUUGUAAUGAGCUGUAAGGCUAAUAACCCAUUUACUACUGGUUUUGUGAUGUGGCUUACUUGCCUAGAAUUGGCUAUAAAUAUAUUGUCAGUGGCUGUCUUAGCACAUUUGUAUACCCUAGUUGGGAAAUUUACAGUAGAAAUUAAAUUGAAUGUCAAUGUAACUGAUUUCAGUGUUUUUCAGGACAUGUAUAUUAAAAUCACCAGCAACCACUAGUUCUUUGUGAGUUUUUUUUAGAUGUGUGAUCAUUAGCUACAAUGUUAGGAAGAGUGCCUGGGACUCACUAGGACAUGUCACCCAUAAACUAACUUACAUGACUAAUUACACAAUGUUAUGGAUUUACAUUUACUCACACCAAAAUUAGUUGAUGCAGUAGUUUUUUGAGUUUAUUAUAAAUGAUUUUACAAACCACAUAUGUCGUAUUGUGUUCAUCAUUUCUUCAAAUUGCGUGCUUUGUCCUGUUUCCUUACUAAAGUCCUUAUGAGCUCAACAUCUUGUCAUGCAAAUGAUAGGGUGUUGGCUCAUUGUUUUUACAGGUUGAAGCUGAGGGCAUCAGAUGUCGCGUCUGAAGAGCAAUGGAGGAGUAGUGAUUAUGAACUGUAAUUUUGAACUGUGCAUUUGGUGAUUAUAGUUUCAGUGUAAUUGUGACUUGUCUUUGUGUUUGUAGUUAAAUUGUAAUUGUGAACUGUGCAU
This is a messenger RNA of Schistocerca cancellata (South American locust), 4408 nucleotides long. Its product is annotated as putative nuclease HARBI1. Lineage: Eukaryota; Metazoa; Arthropoda; Insecta; Orthoptera; Acrididae. Bases 1932 to 3002 code for a protein of 356 amino acids. The transcript is spliced from 3 exons. The record is from RefSeq and is a predicted model, not a curated record.